Rhincodon typus (whale shark) is the source of this 567-nucleotide messenger RNA. Its product is annotated as excitatory amino acid transporter 1-like. NCBI's taxonomy places the organism in Eukaryota, Metazoa, Chordata, Chondrichthyes, Orectolobiformes, Rhincodontidae. The record is from RefSeq and is a predicted model, not a curated record. Gene Ontology annotation, molecular function: L-glutamate transmembrane transporter activity; glutamate:sodium symporter activity; neutral L-amino acid transmembrane transporter activity. Gene Ontology annotation, cellular component: plasma membrane. Gene Ontology annotation, biological process: L-aspartate import across plasma membrane; D-aspartate import across plasma membrane; L-glutamate import across plasma membrane. The coding region runs from base 1 to 567 and encodes 188 amino acids. The transcript is spliced from 3 exons.
AUGGCUGCCCUGGACAGCAAGGCCUCUGGUAAAAUGGGUGUUCGAGCAGUGAUUUACUACACAACCACAACUGUCCUGGCUGUGAUAACAGGCAUCAUUAUGGUGUUGAUCAUCCAUCCUGGAGCAGGAGGCAAGGAAAAGAUGCACCGGGAGGGGAAGAUUGAAGAAGUGCAUUCAGCUGAUGCAUUCAUGGAUUUAGUCAGGAACGUGUUCCCCCCAAACUUGGUGGAGGCUUGCUUUAAACAGUUCAAAACCAACUAUGGAGUGAGAAAGGUAAAGCCAAUCAUUGCACAGAAUGGAAGUGUCAGCUCAGCUUCAGUGGUGAGCAACUUUUCACAGGCUAAGAAUCUGCUGCUGGAGGUAACAGAAGAGGUGAUUCCAAUCUCAGGCUCUGUGAAUGCAGUCAAUGCCCUGGGGCUCGUCGUUUUCUCCAUGAGUUUUGGUCUUGUGAUUGGAAACAUGAAAGAAGAUGGAGUGAUCCUCCGUGAUUUCUUUGACUGUCUGAAUGAAGCCAUUAUGCAAUUGGUGUCCGUUAUCAUGUGGUAUGGUGUUUUAAGUACACUGUAA